AUGCAAGUUGUUCAGGGCAACUUUUUCUACCACUCAAACUCCAGGUUGGGAGCAAAUGGAGACCUCGAAGAUGAGAAACAACUUUUGGUCGAUAAGCAGAAGUUAUGCAGAUCCCAAGCUCGCAAGUUCUCUGCAGAAACCAACCGGCGCAGGAAAGCUCUGGAGGAAAGGCGGAAGCAGCGGGACGUACAGGAGCAACGGCUGAUAGAGAGCAUCCUGAAGCAGCGCAGACAGCAAGUGCAGGAUGCAACUGAGCGCUUUCAACGAGCCCAUCUAUCUCCGUCUCAGAGACGAAGACAACUUUUUAGAAGAAAUGUACCAAAUAUUGAAGAUGCACUCAGUCAAAUUCAAGGCUCCUUGAGUUCAUACACCCGGCAGUCCUCGUUUCUGUAUAGAAACUCCAAAGUUAGCAGCUGCUCCCCCUCUCCGAAGCCUCCCACAGUUGCUAAAUCCUCCCACCGCCCUGCACUCUCUGCGGUGGAGGCCUACACCAAACUGCUCCAGGAGCAGAGCGUCACUUUCUUCAGGAACGGUCAACAAGCUGAAAAGACACUAGAGAAACAACUAGAUCACAGUCCACAGGACAGCCAACUCUCUGAUUGCUGUAAUUCUGAAAGCCUCUCCAGUAAGGACAGUUUGGAGAUCGAGGAGCUCAACCACAGCACCAAAAAUCUACAGUAUUCCUAUUCAUCAUUCUCUCUUGUCUCAGAGAAGCCGCACCUCGAUGUGAGAAAGCAAAAUGAUUUGUGUCCAACAUCAGACUUGACUUCUUUCUCAGCAAUGAUGCUUCCUGGUGAUAACUCACCCCAAUCACACAAAGUGCUCGAACUUAAGCAGAAAAAACUGGAGGACUCUGAGGGGCCUAACAAUAAGGAGCACAUUUCCAAAUCUUCCUGGGGGUUCACAUCUGUUGAGCAAGAUCCUAAAAAGGAGCCCCAACCUGCUCUGAACAACUGCAGCUUAUUAACUCUUUGUGAAAUUAUUAGUGCAGAUCCAGAACACUUUGAGUUAAACUCCUCACAAAACAGUCCCAAUGACAAUUUUAUAAAUAAAGAUGCUUCUGGCAACACAGCACUCAUGUCUUCAUGUCCUGAACAGGAUGCUCUGUCGGAUCUCAGACAGAAGGGGGGCCAUGAUGACAGAAAAUUAAAACAUCCAUCAGCUGCAGAAAUUAAUUUGCCUGCCAAAAAUGGCAACAGCAAAGACAUUUUGUUUGAAACUGCCCCAAAGCCUAAUAUUUUCUUUGAUGAUAGUACACCAGAUAACACCUCGCAAGAAGGAACUCAUCAGCAAACAGGAAAAGAAAUCCACUAUCUGUCAUCCCAGAAAGAGCCUUCUGCUUCCAUAAACAACCUCAAUAAGGUUUCAAACCCAGAGCACAAAAGGGAGAAGCCCAUUAAUACAGAAUCGCUGCAGCACGCAUGCUUGUCGAACAUUCAAUCAGACACUCGUAAGUGCCUUAAGUGUCCUGAGAAGAAAGUACAAAAAUUGCCUGUCUCUGUGGGGACAUCUCAUCCUGUAUGUGAAGUCAGAGUCAUUAAAGGAAUCCUUAAAAAGCCGUCCAAAUAUAUGUCAGGAGAUAGCACGUGUGUGUACGGCUCAGGACAUUUGAUUUUUGCAAAACAAGGAGCUUUAACGAUCAGAGAUAGUAUUGAGUUGACAAGGUCAAAAACUAAGGAUGUGGAGAUCAACAGCAACGUCAAAAAGAAGCUGCGUUGGUUUGACGAGCUACAAGACAAAGAAGAGAACAUAACGAAACAGAUGAAGGAGAAGUCUUCCAAUCUUUCUCAGUCACAUAACAACUCAGAGGACCACCAGCUAAGUCUCACUCCAGUCUCAGGGGCCUUCAAGCCUGGACCCUGCACAACCCCUACAGCCUCCACUGGUUAUCACUUUACAAAGCAAGCGUGGGCAGAUGUUGGGGUUCAAGUCAGCUUGCCCCAGGAGCGAGGAGACGAGGUCAAGGUGCCAAGGAGCAGCACCAGGACCAGUGGCCCCAAGGGCCCUCGGAGAGAGUGCUCUUCCAGAGCUGGAGCGGGUCCUGUUUCCUCACGGACCAGAAAGGGCACCGUCAUACGACCUCAAUCUGCCACCGAGGUGAGUCAGAUAGCCAAAACCCAAGGGAAGACCAUGGUGCCCCACCCACCUCAGAGGAUCAAAUCGGUGGAAGAAAAGACGCCGUACAUCACCAAGGCUCCAUAUGGUGUGGAUCACACUAGUGUCAACUGUAAACAAGCUCUGGCUGUAGCGCAGGCCCUGCACAAGGUAAACUCAGAGGGCUUUUUCUCACCUUUCACACUUAAUGUAAUAAGAACCGAUGGUGCUGUUAUGUACACGCCACUGCCACCCUCGUAUACCUACCCCGUCUCAAAGGGCAACACGAAGGGCACGCCCAGCUCAGGUCAUCAGGAAGCUCAGAGCUGCAGCAGAAGAAGGGGGAUGGCGUACAAUGAAAAAGGCCUCUGUUUAGAUUCCACUCCCACAGACGAGGAGAUCUCACAGCUCUGGCAUGGUGUCCGCAGCGCCUUAGCCACCACGGACGCAAAAAACAUGCUCAGACGACAGGCCGUGGACAGCGGGCGAGCUGUGAGGAAAGUGGAGCAGAGCAGACAGCCUCCCAGCUCAGGGAACAGAAGGCUUCCUCAGCCCUCUCAGCCAACCAAACAGACCUCAGAGCCAGUCAGAUCAUUUUCCAGUAUUUACAACAUGGCCUUUCCAAAUGAAGGUUUGGUGAGCGCAGCCCAGUUACAUCUGGCUGAAGUGCAUGCUGGAGGCCUACUGGAAGAAACAGAUAUUGUGACUGCCAUGGAAACAGCCCAAACACAGAGGCCUGGCACAGUGCAGCAGCGCAGACAACAGCAGGGACUCACCACCAUUUCCUUGGAAGAGCAGAAAAUCCUCCUCUCUCUGGACAGACUCAACCACCAGCUGCACUGUGUGCGGGAACAUGUGGGGGGCCAUACUGGCACGCGUGGCCUCAUACUUUUUGAUGCACCUUCUACAAGUGAAGUGAAAGUCACAAACCAUCACAAGCACCGUGCAGCCUCAGCUAACGGCCGCUCUCGAUACCACAGUAAACUCUGACUCACAGCAUGUGUGGUCCACAGCAGUCUUCUCUCCCUUUAGUGCAUUAUACCUGUCCUGUCAUGCUGUGUAACCAACAAAUUUAUUACCCUAUAAAUCAAGUUUAGUCUUCUUUAAAAGUAAAUAUGCUCAAUCGAACACCUUUAAGAUCCAAGAGAUUGGCAGAAGUGGUUAAAACAUAUCAGAAAAAUUCACUCAAUUUUGAAGUAGGUGAGUUGUCAGUAGUUCUGUAUUUUUGCUAGCUUCUUGGACAAGAACAAAUUGUUACAAAUAAUAUAGAUUUUUUAUCUUUUGUUAAGCCACUUACUAGAAGCAAUAUAAUUCUAAGUGCCUUUGAAAAUGAUACUGGCUUCAAUUUUAUUUUACAACUAAAAAAGACCCUUUUUUAAUAGAAUAACUGAUGCAUGACCAGAGCUGAUAGCAAAAUAUACACUGUAGAAUUGUACAAUCUUAUUUAUUUUAUACCUGUCUCAUUCUAAACGUAUUUCCUAUUGUAAAACUAAAAUUUCAUGCAGUCUAUUUUGGGACCACAUUUGCAAUGAAAACCAAAUAAAGCCUGUUGUCAAC
Plectropomus leopardus (leopard coralgrouper) is the source of this 3651-nucleotide messenger RNA. RefSeq names its product centrosomal protein 126 (gene cep126). The record is from RefSeq and is a predicted model, not a curated record. Lineage: Eukaryota; Metazoa; Chordata; Actinopteri; Perciformes; Serranidae. Gene Ontology annotation, biological process: mitotic spindle organization; non-motile cilium assembly; cytoplasmic microtubule organization. Gene Ontology annotation, cellular component: ciliary base; midbody; centrosome.